AGCUUUUGUUGCCCAGAAGCAGGGCAGAGAGCCACAUGGGCCGCGUAGACAUUCCCUUAGGGCCUCAGCCUGCAGGGUCUGAGGAGAAGCAGCUGCCGCGAUGCGCAUGGUGUGGAGACGCCUCUCGGACAGUUUGUGGGCGUUGCAAAGGCCGUGCGUAUUGCUCGGGUGAGUGUCAACAGCUUGAUUGGAGAUCUGGACAUCAAACAGCCUGCACACCUGUGAUCGCGCAGCCUCCAGUGACAGAGGUAGAACGAUCCUUUCAGUUUUACGAGGUGCCCUAUGUCGCGCGCUGGGCGAUCAAUUUGCAAAGGUGGAAGCUUCGAAGUGACAGUAAGGAGUAUGCGUUCCUCCUCAGUCGGGUCCCAGACGAAGCUGCUCGCCGGCGCAUUGCAACGCAAGGAUCCUGGCCACAGGUGAAACUGGCUUUGGCCAAGGAGUUGACUGUGAGACGGAUGGCCGAGAUAUUGACACAGGCCAUCUGGACCAAGGUGGAGUGGACCCAUCAGAAUGCCACGGAUCGCGAUUAUUUGCUGAACCGCGAGGAGUACGUUUGGACUGGCGAGAAGUAUCAAAAUUCCAACCGAAGAUUUCCCAACUUCAAUUUUUCGAUGUUCGACACUGAGGAGUAUCUCUUUCUGGUGACACAUCCCUUGGCGAUCACCGGUGUUUAUGCCAGCGGGCCUUUGACGGACGCCAUGCCCGAUCCGAGGGAGGCCUUCGCAGAGGAGCUGGAAGGUGAGAUGCCAAGCGAGAGCCAAGACAUGGAAUCCGAAGACUCCAGAAUGCUAGGCCCUGAAGAGUUGCGCGAGAUCUGUGCUUUCGACAGCGCCUUGGAACGCCGUUCCGGCUUGCAGCACGCCUUCUUGGGGAAGUUCGCCUACUUCCGGACGAUCGGCCAAACCCGCGGGCGCCAAUGGAGUCAGGUCGUCUUGAAGCAACACCCGACGCCUGACGACGCGACGGAGACGCCUGACGAGGGGACAGAGACGCCCGAUGGGUCGCCGAUAGUCGGCUCCACGCGGCACGCGCUGCAGCUGAACGGCGUCCUGCAGAAGCGCUGGCGCUGUGAGGUGCACCGCUGGCGAGAUCAGCAGCUGGUGGUGUGUCGCGGGCCACCGGAGGAGGCCAUCGAUGAGUCUGGGGCAUUCCGGCAGACGCAGGCCGUGAGGUUCCCGGAGAUUGAUAGCUUUGACAAAGCGUUGGAACACGACGAGCCCGAGUUCCUCGAGGUGCCCAUCCAGCAGUUGCUGCCGGAGAAGUGGCACUCGGACUACGUCCGCGCCUGUGGAGGUGGUGAACGAGGGGAGCAGACGCGGAUGAACUACUUGGGCUACUACCAGCCAGACAUUCCCAAAGUCUGAGCUCCAAGUUCGUGCCAUCGCCGUCAUCGCCCAGCCGAAAUGGCUGGCACGGUGGCAUCCAAAGACUGCAGUUGAUGUGGUGCAGAGUUCAGCGCGGCUGUUUGGGUUAGGUGGAGAUGAUGUGGAGAUGAGAUAAGAUAUUUGAUUAGUGAGUGGAAAGCGAGAGCACCUGGCACCAGGCAGGUCUUCAAUCGCCAUCCCUUGGUGUGACGCGUUCUUCCGUGUCCGUGUUUGUUGAUAUCCCCUCGAACUCGAACUGCUUAGCUGCGCAGGUGGCAGCUCAUUGUUGUCAUAGGCGGUCAUAUGGGUAGGAUGGCACAUCCUAGUGAUGCCGUGAGAGAAUAGGGAUGCCGUGAGAUUGUGAGAGACGCCUAAACUCUAAGCCAAAUCAGG
Messenger RNA from Durusdinium trenchii, 1757 nucleotides. The record is from the annotation of a GenBank genome assembly. NCBI's taxonomy places the organism in Eukaryota, Dinophyceae, Suessiales, Symbiodiniaceae.